Molecule: messenger RNA, 1098 nt
Organism: Acanthosepion pharaonis
Lineage: Eukaryota; Metazoa; Mollusca; Cephalopoda; Sepiida; Sepiidae
Source: the annotation of a GenBank genome assembly
AUGACGAUGAUAGCACGGGUAGCUGAUGGGUUACCAUUAGCUGCAUCAGUUCAAGAAGAUGAACAGGUUGGUUUCAAUUACUUUUUCUUUUCUCUUUUUGGUGCUUUUCAUUUUGUUCAUCUUGCUGUCUCUCUUGCUCAGUCUCUUCACCUGUCACUUUCUCUGUCUGUCCAACCUAUUCUCCCCCUUUUUCUGUCAGCCCCUUCAUUUAAUCUAUCUCUCUCUCUCAGCCAGUUCAUCCAUCUCUCUCUCUCUCAGCCAUCCAUCCAUCUCUCUCUCUCAGCCAGUUCAUCCAUCUCUCUCUCUCUCAGCCAGUUCAUCCAUCUCUCUCUCUCUCAGCCAGUUCAUCCAUCUCUCUCUCUCUCAGCCAGUUCAUCCAUCUCUCUCUCUCUCAGCCAGUUCAUCCAUCUCUCUCUCUCUCAGCCAGUUCAUCCAUCUCUCUCUCUCUCAGCCAGUUCAUCCAUCUCUCUCUCAGCCAGUUCAUCCAUCUCUCUCUCUCAGCCAGUUCAUCCAUCUCUCUCUCUCAGCCAGUUCAUCCAUCUCUCUCUCUCAGCCAGUUCAUCCAUCUCUCUCUCUCAGCCAGUUCAUCCAUCUCUCUCUCAGCCAGUUCAUCCAUCUCUCUCUCUCAGCCAGUUCAUCCAUCUCUCUCAGCCAGUUCAUCCAUCUCUCUCUCUCAGCCAGUUCAUCCAUCUCUCUCUCUCUCAGCAGUUCAUCCAUCUCUCUCUCUCUCAGCCAGUUCAUCCAUCCAUCUCUCUCUCUCUCUCUCAGCCGGCCAGUUCACCCAUCUCUCUCUUUCUCUCUCUCAGCCGGCCAGUUCACCCAUCUCUCUCUCUCUGUCGGCCAGUUCAUCCAUCUCUCUCUCUCUGUCGGCCAGUUCAUCCAUCUCUCUCUCUCUCUCUUAGCCAGUUCAUCCAUCCAUCUCUCUCUCUCUCUCAGCUAGUUCAUCCAUCUCUCUCUCUCAGCCAGUUCAUCCAUCUCUCUCUCUCUCUCAGCCAGUUCAUCCAUCCAUCUCUCUUGCUCUCUAAAUGUUCACCUCUCUCUAUCCUCCUCUCAUAUAUUUUUUUAAAGUCUGGCAGUUGUAAUUUUACCUCAAAAUAA